Messenger RNA from Lodderomyces pseudojiufengensis, 1452 nucleotides. It is a transcript of the gene NUF2, whose product is annotated as kinetochore-associated Ndc80 complex subunit. Gene Ontology annotation, molecular function: protein-containing complex binding. NCBI's taxonomy places the organism in Eukaryota, Fungi, Ascomycota, Pichiomycetes, Serinales, Debaryomycetaceae. Bases 1 to 1452 code for a protein of 483 amino acids. Gene Ontology annotation, cellular component: Ndc80 complex; kinetochore. The transcript has a single exon. The record is from RefSeq and is a predicted model, not a curated record. Gene Ontology annotation, biological process: mitotic spindle organization; kinetochore organization; meiotic chromosome segregation.
AUGUCAUUGCGAAGACAAAGUACCAUCACAGCAUCAUCUAGUCUUCGAGGAACAAGACCUGUGAGAAGAGAUGCAUUCCCAUAUUUGGAUAAUAGAGAAAUAACUUCAUGUUUAUUAGAAUGUGAAUUUAAUGUAUCACUUGAUGCAGUUAGUAAACCAACUAGUGAAUUUAUAAUGAAUUUAUUUACAUUAUUUAUUGAAUCAUUCAUGGGAAUUGAUAAUUUGGAUGAAAAAGCAAAAGAUAUGGCUAAAAGAAGACAUGCAAUAAUUAAUCAACAAGAUACAGAAAUAGAAAAUGAAAUAAAUGGGAAUGGGAAUUCAACUGAUGAAAUUGAAGUAACAACAACAGAUCAUUUACUUACACUAUUUCGAUUUGCUCAAAAGUUUUUUCAAAAUAUAGGAGUAAAUGACUUAACGUUACCUGAUUUAUCACGUCCAGAGCCUUUAAAUACAAGAAGACUACUAAGUGCAGUAGUGAACUACCUCAGGUUUAGAGAAAAUAUAUCAAAUGAUUUUGAACAAAUGGCAUUAGAAGCAGAAGAAACCACUGCUCGUAUACGGAAUUUACAAGACUCAAAUAAUAACAAAAUACAACAAAUUAAUGACCUAGAAAGGAAAUUAAAAUUCAAAGAUAAUGGUAAAAGUAAUGAGCCAAGAACUGAUUUACAAUAUGUUUAUAAUUAUAAUAAAAAAUUAGAAUCAAAAUUAAGAGAAUUGAAAUUAUUACAAGAACAAUUAACGAAACAACAUGAUGAUUAUAAAUCUGAAAAAAAUUUAUUAGCUACAGAAUUAUAUGAUUCUGGAUUUAUAUGUGAUGAAACAGCAGGACAAAUUGAAAAUUUAAAAGCUUAUAAAGAAAAAGAUAUAGACAAUCUAAACACUAUAGUGGAUGAUUUAGAACAAGAUUUAGAUGGAAUUGUAAAAACUUAUAAAACCUUUGAUGAACAAUAUCAAAAUUUAGGUAAAACAAUAAAUUCAAUAGAAAAUAAUGAAAAAAUAAUAAACUACCUUAUAUUAUUAUCAGAAGAAAUUUUAAGAUUAGUACAAGAAGAAGAUUAUGAAAAUAAUCAAGUUAAAAUAAAUAAUGAUAAAUUAAAAGAUUUAAAUAUUGAAUCAAAUGAUUUACAAAAACAAAUUGAAUUUAAAAAUGAAAUUUUAAAAAAAUAUGCAAAAAAAUAUCAAGAUUUAGAUGAUCAAUAUUAUAAAAAGCAAUCAUCAUUAACUUUAAAAUUAAGAGAAGUAAAUGAAAACCUUGAAGAAAUAAUGUCUACAAAAUCAAAACAAAAUGAUGAACAUAAAUUAAAAUAUAAAAUUAUUUUAAAAAUUAAAAAGGAAACUGAUGAAUUAAUUAAUAAUUUUAUAAAAGAAGUUAAAGUUAAUGAAAUUAAAUUAAAUCAAUUAAAAAAUUCUUUACAAAGAUAUAUGGAGAAUUUAAAAGAUAAAAUUGAGUAA